AUGGACGAGUUUCAAAAGCGUCUUGAGCGUCUGAACCAGCUGGCGGCGCAGACGUCCAUCGUCGACGACUCGCGCCGCAGCAUGGCCGACAACCGCAAUCUGCACCGGCUAACGUGGCUGGCGACGAUGUUCCUGCCGUUGAGCUUCGUCGCCACGCUGCUGUCGAUGCAGUCCAGAGUAUCUGAACUGGGUAACGCAAUGUGGGUAUGGGCGGCCGUUGCUGCGCCGAGCGCCGGAUUGACGCUAGGCGUCAUGUUUCUUAUUAGCUCAACCACGGCGAAGGAGGUUAUUUUGGAUUUUCCUUAG
This is a messenger RNA of Verticillium alfalfae VaMs.102, 306 nucleotides long. RefSeq lists its product as hypothetical. Gene Ontology annotation, biological process: metal ion transport; transmembrane transport. Gene Ontology annotation, cellular component: membrane. Gene Ontology annotation, molecular function: metal ion transmembrane transporter activity. The transcript has a single exon. Bases 1 to 306 code for a protein of 101 amino acids. The record is from RefSeq and is a predicted model, not a curated record. NCBI's taxonomy places the organism in Eukaryota, Fungi, Ascomycota, Sordariomycetes, Glomerellales, Plectosphaerellaceae.